AGCCGUUUGAUAUCUUGGUGGUCAUGAUGGCGUCGACGCCGUUGCAGGACGCACCGAUCGCAACCCACCGUGUGUACGUGGGCGAGAUGCCGGCAUGGCUGCUCAACGAGAGCGCGAUGAUGCGCCACUUUGGCACCUACGGCCUCGUUGUCUCCGUCUCGUUCGAGCACGACCCGAUGAGCUUUGAUGCCAAAGGCUUCGGCUUCCUCGAAUUCGCUACUCGCCAAAUCGCCGAAGACGCCGUCGCCGCCAUCAACAAGGCCAGUGGCAUCCAAGGCGAAGACGAUACCACUGCCAUGUUUGCUCGCAUGGCCUUUGCGCGCGGUCAACUGCUGCUGCCCGAGAGCGCACUCGCCGCGCCGCAGUUCCACCACACCGUCACGUCCCAGCGCUUCAGCCAAAUGCCCGACGAGGAGGACGAGGACGAAAUGUUUCUGCGCGGCUUCUCGCAGCGGUCGACGGGGCGACAGCACUCGUUCUUGUCGCGCUGAGCGACACGCUUUCAUGUACAUUAGCACCACCACCUGCGACAACGCGACGCCACGACGAACAACGAUAUCUAUAUUUUCAAUCGUACAAGGCUCUUGCUGUGUGUCCCAAUAAGAUGUCCUAUACAGAUGCAGUACCAUUGCCCGAUCGUUUACCAGCGCGCAA
Molecule: messenger RNA, 654 nt
Organism: Saprolegnia parasitica CBS 223.65
Lineage: Eukaryota; Oomycota; Saprolegniomycetes; Saprolegniales; Saprolegniaceae
Exons: 1
Coding region: 24-491 (155 amino acids)
Molecular function (GO): RNA binding
Source: RefSeq, a predicted model, not a curated record